Kockovaella imperatae is the source of this 1203-nucleotide messenger RNA. Its product is annotated as Alpha/Beta hydrolase protein. Bases 1 to 1203 code for a protein of 400 amino acids. NCBI's taxonomy places the organism in Eukaryota, Fungi, Basidiomycota, Tremellomycetes, Tremellales, Cuniculitremaceae. Gene Ontology annotation, molecular function: epoxide hydrolase activity. Gene Ontology annotation, biological process: epoxide metabolic process. The record is from RefSeq and is a predicted model, not a curated record. The transcript is spliced from 6 exons.
AUGGGUCCCAGCUCGAAACCUUUUGGGAAUCCUCCUCAGAAGCCUACAUUCCCUAUACACAAUCUCAACGUCCACUUCCCCCAGUCUGACAUUGAUGAUCUCCGAUCUCGUCUGAACAAUGCCAGACCACUACGGACGACAUGGGAGAACUCAUUCACGGAUGCUGCUUUAGGAAUCAGACAGGAUUGGAUGGAUCAAGCUAUAGCAUACUGGAGGAACAAGUAUGACUGGCGCGAGGUGGAAGAGAAGAUCAACAAGUAUCCUAAUUAUAUGGCGAGCCUGAAAGCCAGGGAACAUGAACAGUCUAUUCAUUUCACAGCUUUAUUCUCUGAGAAGACAGAUGCUGUACCUGUUUUGAUGCUUCACGGAUGGCCAGGAUCCUUCCUCGAGUUCCAGCCGCUCAUGGAUGACCUCGUCUCCAACUAUUCUCCCUCUGAUCUUCCCAUACAUCUCAUUUGCCCCUCGCAUACUGGGUAUGGUCUUUCUGGUCCCCCACCUCGUCAUGAUAAAUUCACAAAGCGCGAUGCGGCGGAACUCUACGACGGGUUGAUGAGAGGUCUAGGCUUCGAUUCUUACGUCGUUCAAGCUGGAGACUUUGGAGCCCUCAUAGCGAGAUUGAUGGCCGAAAACUUUGACGGAUGUAAAGCUAUCCACUUGAACAGACUGCAUCUUGAACGACCUGAGACUCGAGAUAUCGCACCGACAACGAAAGAAGAGGAGAAAGCAGUAGCUGAAGCCAAAGAAUGGAACCUUUAUGAAGCGGCAUAUAAGCGUGAACAAGUCACCAAACCAGCUACCAUUGGGAUAGUAGCUUCAUCAGAUCCAGUGGCCAUGCUGGCAUGGAUCGGCGAAAAAUUCCUCGCUUGGUCGGACGAAACUCCUUCGCUCGACAUGAUCUUGUCCAACGUCACGCUCUAUUGGCUCACAGAAUCGUUUCCAACGGGUCUAUGGGCGUACAAUGACGAUCACCCGCCAGUCGCCGUCAAAGGUACUAGCCCACAUAACAAGCACGAGAAACCCGUAGGCUACAGUCUCUUUCCAAAGGAUCACGAAACGUAUCCCGAGUCAUAUGUCAAGAAGGCGAUGAAUCUCGUGUGGUUCAGACAGCAUGACAAGGGAGGCCAUUUUGCCGCUCUCGAGUGUCCAAAAGUACUGCUGCAAGAUCUACUAGACUUUGUGAAAGAAGUCUGGAGCAAUCAUUAA